This is a messenger RNA of Eubalaena glacialis (North Atlantic right whale), 450 nucleotides long. Its product is annotated as cytochrome c oxidase assembly protein COX14-like. Gene Ontology annotation, biological process: mitochondrial respiratory chain complex IV assembly. NCBI's taxonomy places the organism in Eukaryota, Metazoa, Chordata, Mammalia, Artiodactyla, Balaenidae. The record is from RefSeq and is a predicted model, not a curated record. Bases 74 to 247 code for a protein of 57 amino acids. The transcript has a single exon. Gene Ontology annotation, cellular component: mitochondrion.
GGCUGCGCUAGGAGGUCGUGCAGGCAGGAGACCUCAGUCGGAAGGGAGGGAGCGGCAGCAUCCAGGGGACAACAUGCCAACUGCCAAGCAACUAGCCGACAUUGGCUACAAGACCUUCUCCACCUCCAUGAUGCUCCUCACUGUUUAUGGGGGCUACCUCUGCAGUGCCCGAGUCUACCACUAUUUCCAGCAGCGCAGCUCCCAGCGCCAGGCUGCAGAAGAACAGAAGACCUCGGGAGUCCCGUAGAACUGGGGGGCUUUUUUCCUUGAGCAGAGAGACCUGAGGCAUGUUGUGGAAAGACCUCACCUGCAAUCAUUUCUGAGUCAAAAGGAUCAGGGCCUUAAUGGUUUUCAAACUCUGCUGGGAAAAAGUGCCCAUGUUUUCUCUGGUACAGUCAGUUUGGAGAGGCUAUUGAAUCAUAACAGGAAUGGGAGGGUGAGGCACACCUA